AUGUCAGGAAAGAUGUGCAGCAGCAACAGUGUUGUUCAGGCUCAAAAAUUGGUGGACCAACUUCGAAUGGAGGCAAGCAUGGAGAGAUUCAAGAUCUCACUGACAGCCGCAGACUUGGUCCAUUACUGUCAGGAGCACAGACGCAGCGACCCUCUGCUCACCGGCAUAGCUGCCUCGUCCAAUCCUUUCAAAGACAAGAAGACCUGUGUGCUGCUUUGA
This is a messenger RNA of Melanotaenia boesemani (Boeseman's rainbowfish), 219 nucleotides long. RefSeq names its product guanine nucleotide-binding protein G(I)/G(S)/G(O) subunit gamma-12-like. The transcript has 2 exons. Gene Ontology annotation, cellular component: heterotrimeric G-protein complex. Gene Ontology annotation, biological process: G protein-coupled receptor signaling pathway. The coding region runs from base 1 to 219 and encodes 72 amino acids. The record is from RefSeq and is a predicted model, not a curated record. Gene Ontology annotation, molecular function: G-protein beta-subunit binding. Lineage: Eukaryota; Metazoa; Chordata; Actinopteri; Atheriniformes; Melanotaeniidae.